Molecule: messenger RNA, 3939 nt
Organism: Anopheles marshallii
Lineage: Eukaryota; Metazoa; Arthropoda; Insecta; Diptera; Culicidae
Gene: PNUTS
Product: serine-rich adhesin for platelets
Exons: 5
Coding region: 1-3939 (1312 amino acids)
Source: RefSeq, a predicted model, not a curated record
AUGCUAUUAGCACCGCGUAUCGAUCCGAUGAAACUGUUGGUGUGUCUGAGCGUGCUGCUCGCACCAAAUGGUGGCAUACGUAAUGCGGGAGAAGUGAGACGGCUAGCAAAUUUGAUGGCCAAGUUUUCGAAAAAAUUAGUCUCCAAAGCCAUUUACAUACAGAUACUAAAGUGCACAGAAACCGAGCUGCUGGGUCAAUUCAUGCAAACUGGGGGCUGGACUCUGGUACACACGUGGCUGGUCGAUGGCAUUGCGUCUAAAAAUUGGCCACUAAUUCAGGAACUGUUGGAGUUACUUCUCUGCUGUCCGGUGGAUGUGGAGAGAUUGAAAAUAAAUAGUACUCCCAGGCUGGUCAAAUCGUUGUCGACGGACAGUGCGCACGAAAGUGUGAAAGUUCUUGCAACGAAGCUGGUCGAACAGUGGUUGUAUAUUGUGAAAGCCCCGAAACAAUUGUCGCCUAUGGUUCCAAUAAAUCAGUCAGAAUUGCCAGCCGUCACUGGCUUGGCGGGGUUAACUGACGGAAAACAAUUGAAUUCCGAAGGAAUGAACAGUGCUCUAGCGAUCGGUGGGGUGUUAGGAAAACAGGGUGGAGAUUCCGGAAGCGGAACGACGAGUAACCACUACCAGCAAAAUGGUUACAUAGUGCAUAACGCCAACAAUAAUGAGGUGGUGCCAAAUGUACAGCAAUCUGACGUUGGCAGGGAUGAUGUAGAUGGUGGUAAAAAAACAUUCCAAACGGCUGGGGGAGAACCGGCGUUACCGGUUGUUUCGUCUAAGAAAACCUCUCUGGUAUUGAAGAUUACGACAAAGAAUGGCAAGCAGGUUGUGGCGAAGGUGAUAAAACCGAACAGAAAGCAGCAACGUGCUUCUGCGCUGCUGGGUGCAAACGACGCAGCAACCGAUGAAAAUGACGAUCGGGAUGAGGAUGACGAGGAAGAUGACCAAGAAGAGGUGGUGGUUAACAUCGAAUCGGGCAAAUCUACCGACGAACCGGUAGCCACAAACGAGAAGGACGAUCAGCAGGUGACGGAUGUGAAAAAAUUAGACAUGCAAAAUGGUGUAGAAAGUAGCAAAGAAAGAAAUACUUCAUCGUCGAAAGACAAGGAUCGACAUCAUCAUUCGCACCGUGAUCGGGAGAAGGAUCGCAAGGGUAGUAGUAGUAGCGUUAGUCGAUCUUCCUCUUCGAAAUCGUCCAGCAGCAGUAGCAGCAGCAGCAAACACAAAUCUUCAAACAGUAGUAGUAGCAAAAGCAGUAGUUCCAGCUCUAGUCGCAGUAAGGAUAAAGACCGCCACAGCAGUAGUAGCAAACACAAAAGCUCCUCGUCGUCUUCAUCGUCUAAGUCAAAUAGCAGCGGCUCGAAGAGUAGCAGCAGCAGUAGCGAUAAACAUCGAGAUCACAAAGACAAAUCAAGCCAUUCCACUAGUAGUAGUAAUAGCGGCACUCGGGAUACCAAGAACCAGUCACAGUCAUUUUCGUCACCUAAGCUUUCACGCAAAAAUUCGCGUGACGAUGGUGCUGGAGGUGUCUCGAACGACAGUGGUUCGGAAUCGAGUAGCACUACUAAUACUAGCGCGAAUGGUGCAAGGACGAGUAAGUCCGCUUCGGCCUCAGCCCUUCCCAACAAGAAACCGUCGAUUUCAAUCGAGGUUCGCAAUCCAGAAAAUCGCCCCAAGACGGUUAAAACGUACAAUUCGCAGUUUCGUUCACACGGUCUCAUUGAAGAGGCUCCUCCGCCACCAUCGCGGAAAGGCUUGAAGAAACCAUCGUCAACUACCCCUUCAACAGCAUCAUCGAACACCACCUCCUCCCCCACUACGAUCGGAUCGACCGCCAUUGGUACGGUAAAGCGCAGCUCACCCAUAUCGUCGGGUCGGGAAGCAACGUUGGCGGGAUCGCCGGUUGAGAAGAAGCCGAGGGAAGACCCACUGGAGCGGCCCGGUUCCAUCAAGCUCAUACCACCGAAGCGUCAACAUGCCUUGGUAGAAUCGGAUAUGUUCAUGGACGCACUGUCGGCCACGCUGCGCAAGGACGUGAAGAAGCGUAAAAGGCGCACGAGUGGUUCGGAGGGUGCUGCUGCUGCUGCUUCUACCACCGUUGCGAACAGCAAGACAGGCGAAACAACGACCACCAAUAAACCGACGAGUGCGGACACCGGUACGCCCAAGGUGACUGCACCGGGCAGUCCCACACCGACGACAGCAACAGCGGACGAUUCUGCCUCGGAAGCGACCACUCCAACGACACCUACCUCACCGAAAGUCCCAACUAUUGCACCGAUGUCCUUCUACCGGGACACACUAGCGGAACAGGAAGAGGAAAAUGGUACCGAGUCAACCGAGGAUGGCGCGAAGAAGGAACAAGCUGAAGCGGAAAGUAAUGGAGAAGAUGGUAAAAAAAUAAAUGCAGAUGAUGAAACGGAAGCGGAUGAUGAAGGGCCAAUAUUGAAGAAGCCCAAACGAGUCAAAUGUGAACUGAACGAGGAUGAUGAUGAGGAAAAGGAUUCAGAAAACAGUGGGGAGAAGUCGGUGAAAAAGGAACCGGCCGAAGGUGGCGAAGGCAAUGAUGAGGAAAAGACUGAAUUGAUGGACGAAGUUAUGAACGAUGUGGAGAAAAAGAUCGCGGAAGAAGCGGAAGGUGUGGUAAAGAAGGAAGAUUCGGAUAAGGAGGAAGAUUCCCCGAUCGAUGGUAAGAAACCACCCGGUCCGGGCUGUGGACCGGAUGGACCACCCGGUGUGCUCGUGAUCCAUCGUCGCAAGGGUCCUAAAAAGCAGCUGCGCUGGAGAACGGCCGACGAGCUGGAAGAGGUGCGUUACUUCGAGCUAGACGUAACGGAGCGCUGCAAUGUGACGAAGUCGUUCACGGACAUGAAGCAGAUGGAACGGGUGGACGAACGGCAAAAGUUUAUGCUGUCACGGAAAGUUGGUUCCGAGGACAUCAUGGUGGAACGGACAACGUGGCGCUCGUUAGUGCAGGUGGACAAUGUACCACCGUCACCCGAUGGCAACCAAAGUUUGGAGCGUAAUGUGCAAAGGCAGCGUGAGCGCGGUUGUCUGCAGGCCCUUUACUUCAACAAGCACAUGAUUCCCGAUUCGCCGAUCGAACCGGAUCCGGCCGACAUAUACCAGACCGCUGAUCCGGUACACAUUCCACUGGAGGACGUUACCGGCAAUCCGGAUUCGGUGAACGAUUUUACCAGCGUACCGUGGCCGGAUCCCAAAUCGACACCGCCGCACGAAUCGGGCGCGUUUAACUCACCGUUCUUUCCCUCCGAUUUACCGCCAGGGGCUGGAUUUGGUCCGGGCGGGUUCCCUCCACCGUUUGCACCCGGUGCCGCGGCUACGAUUGGGCCCGGCCCUUGGAAUAUGGGAGGACCACCGGGUGGAGCGGGUGGACCACGGCCAGGCGUUCUUCCGCCGGGUAUGUUUCCGCUCAAUCAACCACCACCCGGUAUGGGACCAACGGGGGGUGGCGGUGGUCCGGGUGGUAGUCCAAACAUGAUGAACAUGCCACUAAACAUGUCACCGAAUGUGCCUCCGCCGGGAAUGUUCCCGGGCGCGACGAAUUUUAACGCACCACCGCCCGAGUUGGGACUGAUGCAGGGUGGUGGCCCGGAUAUGGGUGGUCGAAGGGGACCGCCCGGACCGGGAGGGGUCGAUUUCCGCAACGGUCCUCCGCCACCACAGCAGUGGGUCACAGGCAAUCGACCAUUUGUCGGUGGCAAUAAUCCACCGCGUGGUGGUGCCGGCUUUGGAAACCGUGGAGGACCAGCAAUCGGCGGCAACUGGAACAAUCGCAAUAAUGGUAACAAUGGAAAUCGAAACGGUGGUGGAGGAGGAGAUCGUGGUCGGAUGGGUGACGAUGGUCGUGGAAACUAUCGUGGCCAUUGGUUGCAGAACAACCGAGGUCACAAUCGGGGCGGUGGUGGACGAAAGUGGUAG